AUGAACGUCACACCAUUGGAUGAACUACAAUGGAAAUCUCCGGAAUGGAUCCAGGUUUUUGGUCUAAGAACCGAAAAUGUUCUGGAUUAUUUUGCGGAAUCGCCAUUCUUCGACAAGACGUCGAAUAACCAGGUGAUCAAAAUGCAAAGACAAUUUUCUCAGUUGAAUGACCCUAAUGUCAGUGUAAAUAUGUCACAGAAUAUAAUGAAUCUAUCGGAUGGAAAGAAUGGGAACGUGGAAGACGAAUUUGCCUACGUGGAUCCGGCAAGAAAACAAAUUCUCUUCAAGUACCCUAUGUAUAGGCAACUAGAGGAAGAAUUGAUGAAAUUGGGUGGCACAGAGUACGUGCUGAGUAGCGUAAGAGAGCCCGACUUUUGGACUAUCAAGAAACAAAAACGAGUAAACGAGACUGGUGCGGGGAGCUCCAGGGGACCGAAGAUCAUCCCACUACAAGACUAUUACAUAAUUGGUGCCAACGUCUACCAAUCACCAACCAUUUUCAAAAUCGUACAGAGUAGACUGAUGUCCACGAGCUAUCAUCUUAGCAGCACACUGGAAAGCCUGUACGACCUAAUCGAGUUUCAACCUUCCCAGGGCGUACACUACAAAGUUCCCAUAGACACCAGCACUAUCGCGACUGCUGCCACCAAUGGCAAUAAUGCCAAUGGAGGCAGCAAUAAAAACAGCGUACGACCCACCGGUGGCGCCAACAUUACUACUAUUCCCUCCACUACGAACGUCAACAUGACCGUCAACACUGUGGGCACGGGGGGGCAGACCAUAGACAAUGGUGCCGGUCGGGCCAGUAAUGGCAACACGGGUAUCACUACGGAAAUGCUGGACAAGCUGAUGGUCACAAGCAUCAGAUCCACCCCCAACUACAUAUGA
This is a messenger RNA of Saccharomyces kudriavzevii IFO 1802, 888 nucleotides long. RefSeq names its product mediator complex subunit MED6 (gene MED6). Gene Ontology annotation, molecular function: transcription coactivator activity. The coding region runs from base 1 to 888 and encodes 295 amino acids. NCBI's taxonomy places the organism in Eukaryota, Fungi, Ascomycota, Saccharomycetes, Saccharomycetales, Saccharomycetaceae. The record is from RefSeq and is a predicted model, not a curated record. Gene Ontology annotation, biological process: regulation of transcription by RNA polymerase II. Gene Ontology annotation, cellular component: mediator complex; core mediator complex. The transcript has a single exon.